Nematolebias whitei (Rio pearlfish) is the source of this 4944-nucleotide messenger RNA. RefSeq names its product NACHT and WD repeat domain containing 1 (gene nwd1). The transcript is spliced from 19 exons. The record is from RefSeq and is a predicted model, not a curated record. The coding region runs from base 79 to 4944 and encodes 1621 amino acids. Gene Ontology annotation, molecular function: protein binding. NCBI's taxonomy places the organism in Eukaryota, Metazoa, Chordata, Actinopteri, Cyprinodontiformes, Rivulidae.
GAAGAAGACGAGGACAGAGAAGAAGAAGAAAAGGACAGAGCAGAAGAAGACGAGGACAGAGGUUUAAGGCUGAGAACUAUGGCAGCAGCAGGAGACGUGGAGCUGCAGGACAUACUGAUGAGGCGCUGCGAUGAAGCUCAGAGGACAAAGAGCAACAUGAUCCGAGUUUUCAUCAGCUCCACGUUCACAGAUAUGAGCAGCGAGAGGAAAGUCCUGCUGGACAAAGCGUACCCAGAAGUCCUGUCCUUCUGUCGCAGUUUGGGUCUGGUGUUUGAGGUGGUGGAUCUGCGUUGGGGGUUUCGAAACACCUCAUUUGGAGACCACGAGGACUGGGAGAUCUCGCUGCAGGAGAUCAGGACCUGUCAGAGGGUCUCAGCUGGACCGGCCUUCGUUGGCCUGCUGGGGAACCGGUAUGGCUCCCGAGUUCUUCCUCGUCUCGUUCCGGAGAAACAGUUUGAGGUCCUUCUGUCCAAACUUUCCAAAAACCCUGAAGGUAUCAAGCAGCUGCAGCGGUGGUACCUAAAGGACAACAAUGCUGUCCCACCCACCUACGUCCUUCAGCCAAUCACGGCUCACUUCCCUCACUUCUGUGACCUUCGACCUGAGGACAAGCAGCUUCAUGACAACAGUGUCCUCUCCUGGCGCUUCACGGAGAUGCAGCUGCUGCAGCUUCUUCGCUCUGCGGCCGCUGACUCCAAGGCGGACGGAGACAACACCUCAGAGGACACAAGACUCUUCUAUACAUCAGUCACAGAGAAGGAGUUUGAGGACGGUUUGUGGAAGGAUGACACAAAAGUGUUGUCUCUGGUCUUUGUCCGGGAGAUUCCUCGGCAGAAGAUCAGGGACGGUCCAAAACGUUUCGCCAAGUUCAUGGAUGUGACAUUUGACGGGUUGCUGGAUGCUGAAGCCCUGGACCUCCUCAAUAAGCUGAAGUCCCGGGUCUACGACACAUGCCAGAAGAUUCUGAACCUGCACUGCGUGGAGCUUAACAAAGGAAGCAUCGAGCCGAAGCAUAAAGAGCAUGCUCAGUACCUGGAUAGCAUCUGUCAGCAGUUUGUUUCACAGAUGAAGGACCGGAUCAAAGCUGUGGUUGGUCCGCUGGAGGAGAGGAGGACGAUCAGAGGACGAAUUGAGGAUGAGGAUGACAGGAUGGUUGAAGAGGCGAGGCAGCAUGCCGCCAUGAGCGCUGACCAAAGUAAAGGUGUCCUUGGCAGAGAGGGGCUUCUGGGUAAGAUCUGUCUCACCAUGUGGGAGUCCACCACAGUCCGCCAUGGUCCGGUGGUGGUCCACGGUGAUGCUGGGAUGGGAAAGACCGCUCUAUUGUGUAAACUGAUCCAGGAGAUGCAGUGUCUCCUGGAGUCAAGGGUAGUGCUGGUGAUCAGGCUGCUGGCGGCUUGUCAUCCUCGGAGAUUCAAUGUCGACCAUAUCCUGCGGAGCAUCUGCCUCCAGGUUUGUCUGGCAUGCAGUUUGGCUCCACCCCCUCCUUUGAUGGAUCACCUGGAACUGCUGCGGUUCUUCAAGAACAUGCUGGAGGACGUCUCUCAGCAGGGGAACACUCUGCUCAUCGUCCUGGACUCUCUGGACCAGCUUUCAGACCAACAUCACGCCCACAAACUGCGCUGGCUGACCGCCGAUGUCCCACCAAACGUCCACCUGCUGGUUUCCAUGGACACCAGCAGCGAGGCAUUCGCCAACAUGAGGCUGAAGCUGGGCACCCUGCAGGGCUUCUUUGAGGUGGAGUGUUUGUCUCAUGAGGAAGGUGAACUCAUUGUGGAGUCGUACCUGCGAGAGUGUCAGAGGACGUUAACUGCAGAGCAGAAAGACGUGGUGCUCAGGAGCUUCGGGUCCACCGGCUGUCCCCUCCACCUAAAACUCAUUCUGUCUGCCGCCAAACGCUGGACCUCCUUCGUCCCGCCCACCGUGCUGCUGCUGGGCGCCAGCACACAGGAAGUGAUGUCACAAACCCUGCUGAGGCUGGAAGAGAAACAUGGGAAGGAGCUGGUGGGUGGAGCUUUGGGAUACAUUGCUUUAGCAAGGGGAGGUCUGCUGGAAGUGGAGCUGCGUGAUGUCAUGUCCCUGGAUGAUGAUGUCAUCAGUGAGGUGUACAGACACACUCUCCCUCCGACUCCCUCCCUGAUCCGUCUGCCCCCCCUCCUGUGGGCCCGGCUCAGAUGGGACCUCCAGGACCAGCUGGAGGAACGCUGGACUGAUGGAGUCAUUGUUCUCACCUUCAGCAGCCGGCGCGUUUCUGAGGCAGUCUCCGCCCGCUACCUGACAUCAGAGCGCCGGGGGCGGAGUCACAGGAUCCUGGCUGAAUACUUCUCAGGCCGGUGGUCCGGAAAACUGAAGCCGGCGUCUCUACCGGGUCUGACUCUGCUGCUGUCUGACAGAAAGGCCCCGCCCCAGCCGCUGUGGUUUGCUCCAGGAUUGGCAAACAUCAGGAAGCUCCAGGAGCUGACCUAUCACCUGCUGCACGCCGGCCUGUGGGAGGAGCUAAAACAGGAAGUUAUAGGUAAUGCAGAAUGGUUGUACUGUCAAACCCGAGUCCUUGGGGUUUCCAGUGUGAUCUCUGACCUGGACUGGUGUUUCCAAUACAUGAACUGUUCUGAAACCAGACUGAUCCGUGAUGCACUGGUUCUGAUGAAGCCCAGCCUGGACUUUCUGCACAGUCACAUGGACAAAUCUCUGUUUUACUCUGAGCUGCUGGCCCGACUGUCUUCCCUGUCCGCCUCCUGCCCUGCUGUGAUUGGUCCACUAUGCAGCCAGUGUAAUAACUGGCUCCAGACCUGUCCGGAGCCAGUCCUGAUCCCAAAGAACAGCUUCCUGCAACAACCAGGGGGAGCGCUCCAGCACAUACUGUCUGCUCCGCAUGGAGGUCUGGUCUGUGUGGAUGUCAGCACUGUGGUCCAGCUGCUUGUAUCGGGUUCAGAUGAUGGCGUGGUGAUGGUCUGGAGUCUCAUGGACCAUCAGCUUGUGCACACUCUACUGGGACACACAGCUUCACUUUUAUCUGUGAAAAUCAAUGAAAACUCCGCCCAUUGCCUAUCAUUGGCUGUUGAUGGCUCUCUGAGGAGGUGGAGCCUGACAAGCGGCCAACAGCUGCUUUGCAUCUAUGAGGCGGUGCCAGUGGACUCUGUUCCCAGGGCUGUUCACCUGGUCGAGUCAGACCAGCUGCUGUUUGUUUACACCUGGACCCAGGUUAAGGUUUGGAGUCUGGAUGGGACUGAAAUCCACCUCAGCAGCAGGAAGGAGUCCUCUGUGAUUCUAGGAGUUCUGGAAGAUUCUGUGGUGUCUCUUUGUGACUCCAGUCGGGUCAGAAUUUACCACCCAGUUAACAGAAACCAAAGUAUGGAGGUUCAGCUGGAGGAACCAGCAAGGAUUCUGAAUCCGGUGAGCGCGGUGACGUUACCCAAACGUGGGAAAGUGUUGGUGGUGUCAGAGGAAGGAUUCAUCCAUCAGAUCUCCAUGAUGGGUGAACAAACUGCAGCUGAGUUUCCUUUGCAUCCGUCUUUAUUUACAGUAACUGAGGAUGAAACCAUCCUGUUGGCAGGCAGCGAGCGAACUCUGAGCCUGUUCAACAUUAACACCGACUCUGUGGACGGGUUCCUCGACCUGCAGCAUGAGGACAUCGUUCUGUCCGCCUGUGUCUCAGCAGACAACAAACAUCUGGUCUCUGGAGCUGCAGACCAGCUCGUUCGGACCUGGUCCUUGACCACUGGAGCAUUGCUGGACUCUCUGUGUGGCUCCAACGCUCCUGUUACUUUGGUGUUCUUCUACCAUCAUUUUGUGAUUUCGGCCUCGACAGCUGCAGCUUCCAUCCACAUGUGGAAUCGGAAAUAUGACACCUGCCACAAACCCACAGCCCACAUUCCAGCAGGCUCCACCCAUGUCGCCAUCACCAAAGAUGGAGAUCAGGUUUUCUAUGUCCGUCAUCAGAGCCAAAGGGAGGUGGUCAGCUGGAACAGCCUCACAGGUUCUCCAUCGGAACAUUUGCCGGUCUCUGCUGAGGUUUCCUGUCUGGAGCUGGCGAAGCACAAAAGUUUGCUCAUCUGCGGUCUGACCAGCGGCACCGUCCUCAUCUACCCACUGACCCUCCCCCAGGAGACACUUUGUAUCCCACCGCCGGAGAGCCGGUCCCGGGUGCUCUGCUUGGCCGUCAGCUCUCAGGAGAAGCACCUGGCGGUGGCCUACGAGGACUCGGUUUGUCUGUUCGAGGUCACCACCAGAGACAGCUUCCCCACGGUGGAGGGACCCCUAGGGAGGACCACGCUGUCGCUCCUCCAUGCCCCGCUGUCCUCCAUGGCCCUGCUGCCGGAACGCAGGCUGCUGUACGGGACCAGCUGUGGGGCGGUGAAGCUGCACGACUUCGGCAGCGGUGGAGGUUCUGACCUGCAGCCUCAUCGCAGCAGAAUCACCUGCGUGACGGCCAGUAACUGGGGGGCUCACGCCCUGGUGGGGUCUGAGGACGCCGUGCAGAGACUGUGGGCGCUGGAUCCACUGGUCCUGGACCACACCAUGGAGUACAAGGGUUUGUUCUUUGAGGGCGUCCUCUGCGCUGCCUUCUCUGACAGUGACCAGUUCGUCUUCACGGGGUCUCAGGACAGGACCAUCAAAGUCUGGGACACGACCUCAGGAAAGCUGCUGUGCGUCCAGUUCAUCUACUCGCCCGUGGUCCGCAUGGUGACGUUCAGGAAUGGCUUUGUGGCGUUGUCUCAGCUCGGUUCCAUCAUCAGGGAGACGUUCCGCUGUCCGGACCAAAUCAGACCGGACUACAACCCCCUGAGGAGUGUCAAGGCCCAGUACCGGGUCACCUCCAGGGAGAAGAACCGGGACGGGCAGCAGACCUGUGUGUCGGAUCUGCGGGACUUCAACCCAGCCCAGUUCAACCUGAACGUCAUGAGCAUGCUCAGAACCAAACCAUCCCCCACUUGUGUUCUGCUGUAG